AUGGAAGAACAUUCUACAAAACAUUAUGAUAUUCCAGGUUUGGUAUUACGACGAGGACAAAAAUUUUCAUUUACGGUGACAUUCAAUAGAGAUUAUGAUGUUAAACAACAUCAAUUAUAUGUUCGUUUAACGACAGGUUCUCGAUCUAUGAUAUCAAAACAUACACAAAUAAGACUUUUAGUUGACGGAACAGAAAAUUUAAAUGGCUGGUCAGUUAAAAGUCUUUCUCUAGGAAAUAAUGAAACUCAAGAGAAAAAUAAUCGUAUUUCUCUUGAAAUUAAUUCUCCUUCUGAUGCUAUUAUUGGAAAAUAUUCUUUAUUACUUGAAGUUCGUCCUAUAAAGAAAGACGAAAAAGAUGUACUAAACAAACCAGAUUUUGCACUAUUUCUGUUCGAAGUUGAUAUUUAUCUUCUUUUUAAUCCAUGGAACAAAGACGAUGCAUGUGCUUUAUCAUCAUCGGAACAAAUCGAUGAAUAUGUGAUGAAUGAACACGGACAAAUUUAUCUUGGUUCAACGGAUAAACCUCGUGCAGUGCCAUGGUACUUUGGUCAAUUCGAAAGAUCAGCAUUGCUAGCUGCACUAACACUUCUUGACAAAGCACAAUUACCACCACAAAAUCGAAUCGAUCCUUCGAUUAUACUUCGUAUUAUUUCAUCGAAAAUUUGCUCGAAUCCUGGCACCAACAAUGGAAUAUUUCCAUCGUCAUCUGAUAGGAAUACUUUUUCGUCGGAAAACCAUGGAUAUACAAGUAGUACAGGUAUAUUAAAACAAUAUGUUUUAUCCAACGGUCGACCAGUACAAGGUGGCAAUGGAACUAAUUGGCAACAUGCAGCUAUUCUUUGUAGUUUGAGUCGAGCACUGGGUAUUCCAUGUCGUAUUGUUACGAUUUAUAAUGCAGCUUGUCAAACUGAUGGAACCGAAAAUUAUGAUAUUCAUUGGGACAUAAAACAACGGCCAUUAAAACAACUUAAUUCCGAUUUAAUCUGUGCUUCACAUGUAUGGAAUGAAUGUUGGAUGCGUCGCGACGAUUUAUCUAAUGGUGAACACGAUUGGCAAAUUAUUGAUUCAACACCAGUGUUAAUGUGUGACGGUAUUCGACGAACUGGCCCAUGUUCAGUAUCAUUUUUAAAAAAUAGUGAAUUAGGUUUUCGAUGGGAUUCACCAUUUGUUCAUUCAACUAUUAACGGAAAUAAAGCACAUUGGAAUGUCUAUCCAGACGGAAAUAUGGAAUUGUUAGAUGUACAAGAAAAUAUAGUCGGCAGUAAAAUAAUUACACGAUCAUUAACUAACGAAUUCGAAAUAGAAGACAUAACAGAAAACUAUAAAAAUCUGAUGAAAUCAUCCGAUAGAAAUGGCAAUUUCGUAAAACGACCGAACAAUGAUGUAGACUUUGAAUUAAAACUAUCCGACGAUAUGAAAUUUGGAGAUAAUUUAACACUACAAUUGCAUGCAACUAAUAAAUCCAAUGAAACACGUACAAUAGCAACAGCGUUAUCGCUAUGCAUAAUAAGUAGUAGUUAUCAAAAAUUAAUUUCUUGCUACGAUCAACCAAUUCAACUAUCAAAUCUUGGAGCUGGAAAAAAUGAAAACAUUCCAUUGAAAAUCAGACCAGAACAAUAUAUGGCUUAUGGUAAAGCAGAAAAUAUCAUUGUCAAAUAUUAUAUACAUUCACAAAUCAAAGAGACUUCACAAAUAUUUGCACGUGAUGAUAGCAUUGUUUUUAAUAAAGAUGAUCUUGUUAAAUUAAUUCUAAAUGAAGAUGUUAUUGAAGCAGGUAAACCAGCAUUACUUGAAAUACAAAUAGCCAAUACGCUUCAACGUCGAAUAAAUAAUGGACGUAUUCAUAUUGAUGGUUUGGGUAUUAAUCAAAUAAUUCCUGUUAAUCGAGCAUUUGCACCCAAAGAAUCAGCAACAUUUCAUGUUAAACUUACUCCUACUCGUGUUGGAGUUAGCCGUCUUUAUGUCACAUUCAUAUCGGACGAUGUAUGUUCAUUAACCCGAACGAUUCCGCUUGAAAUAGUUGAUGGACCAAUUCCUGUAUAUAAUGAACCAUUAUUAAAAACAACUGCACAACCGUCAGUAAAAGCCGAUGAAAAAUUCGAAAUAAAAAAUGAAAAAAAGAAGUCAACAUCUCAAUUAAAUCUUUCUGCUAAGCCAGCUAAAUCACCGACUAAUGAAGAUCCAUAUCCAUUAACAUCAGCAUCAUCCCUGUCAACCAUUCACGGAGAAAGUCAUGACACAAAAACGUCGGAUAGUUUACGACAUAAAUAUGAUUCAUCAUCGACCGGAAAUGAUGACGAUGAAUCUGAACUUUCUUUUGAAAGAAAACAAAGUCACCUAUCUCGAAAUAAUGAUAGUAAUUCAUCGUUGCCACAUGGUUCAACGCUAUCAUUAGAUAAAGAUAAAAUAUCAAUUGAUAGUUUAGAUACGACCCGCGAUCGUCGUUAUGCAUCUAAUAAUAAUAAUAAUCAAUGA
Messenger RNA from Rotaria socialis, 2475 nucleotides. The record is from the annotation of a GenBank genome assembly. NCBI's taxonomy places the organism in Eukaryota, Metazoa, Rotifera, Eurotatoria, Philodinida, Philodinidae.